AUGAGUGACUAAAGUAUAAAUAAGUUUUAGAGAUUUAUUUGAUAAGACAGGACUAAGUUUCGUAUUUGACUGCCCUACUCAUAAAUUCUUGUCCAUCAAUAAUUCUUUUGGUCCUGGCUCUCCAUUCUAGGGCAUACUGCCUUAUUAUGUACUUCCUGGCUCUCAACCACCUACAGCCAUACACCUAAUUAGAUACCUGUUGUAUUUUAUUACACUUAUUAACCAUAUAUUUGAGUAGAUCCUUACCAAAAUUUAUUGUUUAAAUAUGGUUCAAACUACUUAAAAAAUGUUCUAAGUAUAUUAAUUUAAAAAACAAUGA
This is a messenger RNA of Paramecium octaurelia, 319 nucleotides long. NCBI's taxonomy places the organism in Eukaryota, Ciliophora, Oligohymenophorea, Peniculida, Parameciidae. The record is from the annotation of a GenBank genome assembly.